AUGGAAGCUAAUUGUUCAGAUAUUUAUUUUAUCUCUAAAUGAGAAAAAGACAUUUAUAAGGUGGAGCAUUGGCAACUCUCCAGGCUAAACUUCAAUCUGUGAGAAACAUACAAUUUUGGAUAUCAAACCUCAUCACUUACACUUUUCUUUCAAUUCUCGAAAAUGAAAAAUCUCGUGAAGAAAGCUUCAAACUUUUCUACCUUAUCUUGAUUUAUACCAUGAAGCUUCAUUUUUAGUCUCAAUGGUGGUGCCUAUUACAAGUAAAGAUGCUAACAAGUUUAUUAAGAAGAAGUUUACUGAUUUAAAGUCUUUAAAGAUCUCUCAUUCUACUUUUACAACUCAGAGAACCCAAAAAGAAAGUUUAUCUGGUAAAACUGGAGAUUUGACAAAGAACAUUGGCUUUAUCACUGAAAGUAUCACUUUGAAUAGCUUUUUAAUCAAUGAAAAAGAGUUUCGAUCACUUUUGAUGGCAAGCUGAAAAUUGGAAAAGUUUAGAUUUGAACUCUGAAGAAUUCUGAAUAAAAACAAGAAAACCUUCUUUAAGCCUAGAUCCCAAAUUAAAUUAAUCUCGUUCUAUCAAAUGGGAGUCCUUGAUGCUCAUGAAGAUUUUGAACGAGAUCUACUUAGCACAAACAUAUCUUUACAAAGCGAUUUCUCCUUUCAAAAUCCUCCAUUGUUGAGUAAGAAAAAAGAUCUUUACCAAAUUUUAAACAUAAUUAAAUCAUGAGUAAUCUUAGACUGCUUCAAUACCAUUGAAUUUAUUGAUUGAGAUGCUAAGUUGAGUCAUCUUGAGCAAUUCAUGGAAGCUCAGCCCGAGAUAAAGAGAGUCUGGAUUAACAUACAAGUAACAUAAGAUGACCAGUA
Messenger RNA from Moneuplotes crassus, 864 nucleotides. Lineage: Eukaryota; Ciliophora; Spirotrichea; Euplotida; Euplotidae. The record is from the annotation of a GenBank genome assembly.